Liolophura sinensis is the source of this 8155-nucleotide messenger RNA. RefSeq names its product brefeldin A-inhibited guanine nucleotide-exchange protein 3-like. The transcript has 34 exons. The coding region runs from base 181 to 6651 and encodes 2156 amino acids. NCBI's taxonomy places the organism in Eukaryota, Metazoa, Mollusca, Polyplacophora, Chitonida, Chitonidae. The record is from RefSeq and is a predicted model, not a curated record.
ACAAACGCGAAAUCUGACAGGUGGCAUAUGGGGAUUAUUUUCUUCGAUAUUCCACUCGCGACUCCUUCAUGAGCAGUGAUUAUGUGUCCAUAUGGUUCCAUAAAGACUGCCACAUGUCACAAAACUACAUGUAUGCUGAUACAUAAGUAGAGUGGACCAAGGUCCUUAAAAUCAGGGACAAUGGAGGACCUUCUGGAGAAGAUUCGCAGGGAGACAGGCACCCCAAAGUUUGCUCUCAUUAACAAGACUUGUCAGACUGCCAUUGACCUUCUAAGGAACAAGGAGGCUGUGAGUCAGACCCCUGUAUAUGAGCUGAGGGAGAAGUGCCUGGAGGCAUUCCAGCUCUCUCUGGAGUCCCACAGUAACAAGCUAUCCUCACAUGCUGUCACCGGAAUCAGGUUAUUGCUAAAGGAUGAGAGGUUCCAAUCUAGUAUGGAGAGUGAGAGAGAGAAUCGCUGGUUACCUAUGCAGGUACUCACAGCAGUGUGGUCCUUACCUUCCCUGGCUGAAGAGGCUCAGGUGGAAAUCAUGAAGGUGUUGCUGAACAUGAGUUUUACAACUGUAUGGUGUAUGAAUGCCAAAGUCAUCAUCAAGAUAUCUGAGGUGUUGGUUGACACGUACCCCUGCAGUAGUGCCAGUGUCAGGAGUGCCAGUAAGGCCACUAUCACCCAAAUGUUAGCUAGUUUUGCUGAGAAGCUCUGCAGCACAGAGGAGAAAUGGGUUGGAGAUGAUGCUGAUGACAUUUUGGCUGAUUUCAAAGCAAAAGAUGAGAAGGCAGGCGCUGUGAUGAGCAUCAGACAGGAUAUCGUGUGUAUACUCAAGUUCCUGGUCAUAAGGUUGUCGUCCAGUUGGCAGGGUGGCCCUCAGAACAAGUUAGUGAUACCCCUGCUUCUGGAGGGCAUACAUGCCAUUCUUCAUAAUGUCCCCUCGUCUCUGGGAGAGUUCACUGACUUCUCAGACCUUGUCUGGCAACAGCUGUGUCCAGGUAUCAUCGGGCUUCUGGGCAACCCUAAAGCUGAGGGGACGUUAAGUCAGAAGUCUGGGGGUCAGGUUCAUGAUGACAGGGGGAGGGGCUCUGGUACCUCUACUGCAGCACCGUCUCUCUCCCUACAGGCUUCUCGUGUGGUCUACAGUAUAUCUGUGGAGUUGGUGCGUUUGGUAGGAGGAAAGCUGUCACUGCGACCUGUUCUAGAGUCACUGUUUCAUCGUAUGUUGUUAUUUCCUCCCCCUCAGUACAGACAUGAGGCCCUCAAGGCUGUCAGACAGAUGGUCAGUAAUUUAGACCUUGUGGUCACACUGGUCUUACCAACACUGGACAGUUCAACAGAGAAAGAGAAGCACCCAGGAGGUCACAAGGCAGACAUUGGACUCCUCAAACUAAUGAUUGACUCCCUGAAGGAGUGUUGCCAUUGUACAGACUCUGCUGUGUGUAUCACCAGUGUGGAGUGCGUCAAUCUCCUACUCAGAGGACUUGAACAGCUCUGCGUAGGGGAAGGCUUAACACCAGAAAUCACACAGCGCAUACUCAGAUUGAAGCUUCACAUCUAUCAACAAAUAGGUCAGAGCGAGCGUAUUUCAGUGGGAGACAUACCUGUACCACUGAUCAGAGUGGAGACUGCCAGCAUCAGCGAUCAGCCCACGGAAGUUACCUGCCAUCCACCUGAUCAGACAGAUGAGCACAGAGUUAAUGAUGAUAAGGACAGUGACAGCGCCAGGCCUACCCCCACAAGUGAGGACAAGAAGGACCAGGACUCCCCCCGGGGUGGGGAUGAGGUACUACCCAAUGCUACCUGUCCUCAGACUGUUAACUUACCUAUUGAUGCAGGAAACAGUAUUACAAUGACAAAAAUAAUCGGCGAUGUCAGCGACGAGGAUCUUGAAGAGACGUCGGAUGACAGUUCAUUUCAGAACCCGAAUGUCCACGAGGCAAUACAGCUUCAGCUGGACGAAGAAAGACAUCUCCAGAUUCAGCUGAGGGCCGAAAUGUUCAAAACUAAGUUUGAGGACAUGGAACGUCAGAGUGCGAAAGAUUUUUCUCAGGUGCUGUCCAAGUUCUUACCUGUCCUGUUACAGGAGUACUCGGUGAGGGAUGUGGAUAAUGCCUUGGUCAAGUUUGCCUCCAACUUCUGCCAGAAUUUAUGUUCUCAGCAGUCAUGGGAGGAGAACACAGACCAGUCACAUGUGAUACUGAACGCUGAUGGUGUUUACAUGGCCACUAUAUCAGCGUUAUGGCUGAACCUUAGACUGUCUCUGUCAGGCUUCUAUACUGAUACAGAAUCCUCCAUACCACCGAUCAGUGAGGAUUGGUUUGUGGACAGUGUCCUGGGGACAGGGCUGCUGUUAUUCCUCUCCCCCACCUGGCUGUCAGAGCUGUACAGACUGGUCAUCACCACAGACUUCCUGGUGGAGGCUGGGUAUGUUCCUGACAUUGAAGCCACCAGAGACGUACCCCUAAUUAGCUUUCUCACAGACUUGGAUGGUUUGGGAAGCCAUGACAGGGGCAGACAACUGUUGUGUAAUGAACAAUGUGAUGAAAUCAUCCCACCUGCAGGAGACAAGAGACAGGUAGAAGCAGGUAAACUGUUGUCACGGUACAUCUUGACCUCAUGUUGGGAUGGUAUCUUGGAUGUGAUGUCUGUUCUGCUGAAUGGGGAUAGCUCCUGUGGCAUCUCCAGUAGCCUCGGAUUGAUGUUGGGCAUUGAAGGCGCUAAGGAGGAAAGUCUCAAGGCUAGGGAGGCCAUAUGUACCAGCCUGGAGGGUCUACAGAAAGCUGCCAGGCUCUGCUGCUCACUAGGUUUACAGGGUCGAUGUGGCAGUGUGUUUGCCCUAUUGGCUAACUCCUCAUGUGUCAUGGACGAUAUUCUUCAGACACCCCAGGGGGACAGGAAGGGUCCCAAGCCCCCAGGGCUCCCAGUCAAGCCCAAGCUGGUUCGGCUCCAUGCAGCACAUGUCCUCAGCAUGGAUGUUGUCAUGACCAUGGGACUGGAGAUGGGCAGUCAUUCUGCAGACUGCUGGAGUCAUGUCUUUAGAUGCUGUGCUCAUAUAUCUGAGCUAGAACACAAGUAUUUCAGUAGCGGUAACAACCAGAGCAAUCUGCCCAAAGUGCUACCAGGACAGGUCAUUGAGAGGGAGCCUGAUUUUAUGUCAGGUUUUUUGAUGCAGACAGUUCCUGUAGCAGUGGCACCCAGAAUCAAUGUGCCUGAACUCAUUAAACAGAGUGGUAUAGAGGCAGGUUGGGACAGUGCAUUAUCAGGUGGAGGGGUGUUGAGUGCUUCCCAGACUGCAAAGGCUCUGUGUGGACUGUCUCAGGAAGUGGACAGGUUGUUUGAAGAUGCUGCCAACAAGUUGAACAUGGGAGCUCUGUUGGGAUUUCUGGGAGAGCUGUGUGAUGCCAGUCAGAUCCAGCUCUCUAAAUCUCGAAGGCAGGAGGAUGGUACUGAGGGGGUGGUCCUAGCUGCCAGUCAUCUACCCACCAACGCGCUCCAUCUAUACCGCCUACAGGAUGUGAUGAUGAGGCUACUUCACAGUGGCAGACCACUACUCCACCUACUGAGGGCUUGGACAGUAGUCUCCCCUUAUCUGGCAGAGGCUGCAGGUCAUAUCGAUAGGAACAUAUCUAAGAUGGCUGUCAGUUGUAUCCAUGGUUACAUCACUGCCAUGGUCAGUAACUCUCCAGAAUUACCCCAUUUCCAUGUGAAUGAGCUGCUGUGUAAAACACUGGAGACUCUGCUGUGUUUAGAUCUGUGUGAUGGAGAUGUGCAAGACCAGGUUGUAUGUUCUAUAUGUGAGUUAGUGGAAGCUUGUACCGCUGAGAUACGCUCGGGCUGGCGCCCUUUGUUCGCUGCACUCCGAGCUGUCAAAAUCGAGUACACAGCCAACGAGGAGGUGAAUGAGGCUCGUCAGCGUCAUGUGACUGCAGUGUUGGAUGUAUUUGAUGUGUUCCUGUCGACAGAUAACGUGCAUGUGUUUGCUAAUGCUACUGUCGACUGUAUCCUCUGUCUGCUGAAAUAUGUUAGGGGACCAGGAGAGUUCCAGGCUGACCUGGAUGAUGAUUCAGACUCUGGCAGUGAUGCUGGGUUAACAGAGCCAGGAGCAGAUGAGAACCUGGCAGAACCUGCCCUCAAGUACCUGGAGAAGUGUUGCAGUAUUCUGUCCUCUAUGUGGAAGAUCCCGGUCUGCCCCGCCUUCAGCGGGGCUCACAGAAUUCACUCUGGCAGUUCCCCUACAUUGGUGGAUCCUUCCAUCCCCAACAUAGACUUUGAUGGGUUUAAGAGGGCAUUUAUAGAGGAGGAGGAUGAAGGAGACAGGGAUGGUGAAAGAGACAGAGACAUGGAAGACUCUGACGAGUCAGGGGAAGGAAACUAUCACUCCAUCACCAUGGCAGAGUUUGAGGCAGCUGAGGACGGCAACCCUGCACCGAAAAGUCCCAAGGACAAGGCACAGCUGGAAGACAAGUCACAUCAGAAAGUCUCAGAUAGGAAUCGUGCAGGGUCUGAGUGUAAAGCCAGCAGUAAGGCAGCAGUCACCCUGGUGAAUCUGGAUGAGCUGGACAAUCCCACGGGGAUACUGCAUGUGUGGUACCUGGUGCUGGAGGGACUGGCUAGUGCUAUAGCUGUCUGCCCCAAGUCUUAUCAACCUCAGACACUGGAGAUGCUGUUUGAACUGCUGAGGUCAGCAGCCAAUGUGCCAGGUCCAGAGUUUGCCUUGUUUUGUGUGAACCACCUGGUAUUGCCUAUGUUACAAUCAUGGCUCCGCCGCUCCACCAGGCUGUAUGGGUACUGGGAAGGACCCGUGGCUAACUUCAAACAGUGUUGUGGGCUGUGCACAGACUUGGUGGUGGAAUUUGUUGUGCUGUUCUCAGACAAAGGGGCUGUAGACAUCCAGCUGGACCUGAUGUUGAAGCAGCUGUUAGAUGUACUGAUUGAGUGUGUGGCUUUACCAGUGGAGGUCAUCUCCAGGCUUGGCUGCUCCUGUAUCAAGCAUUUGUUACUGAGCAGUGGUCCUAUGUUACCUGAGCCCAUGUGGCAGAUAGCUGCACGGGGGAUGGACAGAGCUAUUGAGGUGACAACGUACAGGGUGCGCCAGCUCAUGCUGCUCUUCCAGGCUAACUCUGAGAACUUCUACGGAGACAUUGGACAGGUGAAAGUGGCUACGAGGAAAGACUCAACAGUGAUGGAAUGCCAGAGAUUACGACAUCUGGCUCAACAGGUGUUUCUGCUGGACAACCAGAUGACGUGUGUGGGUCAGAUGAGCUAUGACCUAGAAACAGACAAAUCCUAUGUGUUUCUGCUCUACCCUCCCGGCUGUGAGACUAGCCUGAACCCUGAUGAUAUCCUCACCAGAGUGCCAUUCCACAGUGUGGUGGUAGGCCUGCUGUCUCAUCAGCUCUUGCUGCAGACCGUGGGCACAAUCCUUCUCCAGGGUUCUACUAACCCUGCCCUGCAGGGACACCUCCAGAUUCAGCUCUCCCCCUCCCACACUAAACCUGGCCAGAACAAACUCAAAGACAAGGGGAAUAUGCCAGGUCUGUUACACCACCUCUCCACACGAAAUGUCCUACAGCUGCUGGACACUCUCCACUCCUCCUACACGGUGGCACGGGACUUUGACCAACGCCCUGGCCUCAAAUUCCUCGUACAGAAGGUGGCCAACACGGACAUGGCGGCAAACCUGUACAAACAGGCUGUCACCAGUAUGACUUACUACAUCAGCACGUUGGUGGAGAUCUGCUCUAACCUCCAGGGUGGGACUACGGAAUCCACUCGGCUAAGCCUGGAUGGAGGGUCUGGCCUCCCGGAGGGGUCACAACUCCAGGGUCCGAUAGAGUCCAACCCUGCAGUGUUUUACCAGUAUUUGCGCACUGCCUGCGAUGAUGUGAGUGAGACGUACGUAGCACUGGUGCUGGACAAGGAAGGGACUUCAGCUAUGGACAGGAUGGCAGAGAAGCCGCUGUUCUUCCUAAUAGCCCAGGCAGAAGAGCUGCCAGAAUUCAGUAAGGAGAAACGCUGGAGGACUGUCCUGGAGGAAAAGCUGAGGCAGAGAGAGCUUCAGGCGGGAUCAGCUUUCUCUGCCCCAGUCCCAUUAGAAGAACAAGUAAAGCCAGAGACUGAUGAGAUGGAAGACCAGAGUUCUCUCCCCUUUGAUGCCGAGACGGGAAGUCCUGUGAGAACGAAGAGUAAACGUGAGUCACGGGAAGAGAAGGAGAGUAAGGUGUACACAGUGGCCACGGAUCAGACCAUUCGCAGUCUCAUCACGCAGUACAAGAGGCGCAAACAGCAGAACUCCAUGCCUAACCUGGCUAAGGGAGGUAAGCGGAAAAGUGCUGACAAGUCUGUGGAAGAGUUGAUUGAAGAGGAACAGCAAACCUCUAUCAUGAAGGACAGUGAAGCCCACCUGAAGGCCUGGUCAGAGCUGCUGGUGACUACCCUAAAGUUAUUCCAGUCUGUGUCAGAUGAGAAAUUUCUAGCUCUCCUCCCCAGUGUGUUUAAUGCAGUCAACCUGCUGAUCUGUCGGGCAGAGGACUCCAACCUGAGAGAGGCCAUGGGAGACUGGUUCCACCGUGUCGGCAGUCUCCUACACCUGACCCCCAACAGACCCUCGGCUCAUCUGGAUUCGGCCAACCAGAUCUGCGCAAAACAGGCAGACAGCUGAUGUCAUCCAAAUUCCUGAUAUUCUGUCACAAGCUGAACAUAACACAAAAAUCUUUCCACUUUGCUGAAGUUUUAUCCUUAAAACUAAACAGAAAAAUAAACAAAUUGAAUUUGUACUUAAUUCAGAAUAUUACUUAAUUCAGAACAGUUUUAGCCAGCUUUCAAGCGGAUUUAUCAGGAUGUAAGAUGUAUUGGGGGCUCACACAACUCAUGGGAUUCAAAAAUAAGCGUUUGAGUGGUUGUUCUAAGAUUAACACCGUAUGCCAAAAUGGCUGUGUGGAACCACCUGUGUCUGACAUACAAUUCACCGAAUGCCAAACUUAAAAAAGAUACAGCGUAACAGAUACUUGGACAAUACUUUGUUCAUGUGUCAGAUGCAAGGUAUUAGGUUAUGCAGGUUGAGUUAUAGGGACUGGGUGUAACACCCUUCUUUAAUGCCUCCCUUGGGGUAAAUUUUAUGAUAUUAUUCAUGUUAUUUCAUUAAAAAGAUAUUAAAUCUUUCAAGUAACAAGUGCAAGUACACACAAAUAAAACUCUGUCUGCAAUCCACUCUUCAUUUUUGCAAUCUGCUUGAUAUAACCAAAGAUGAAGGAGCAUAAAAUAUUUUAUGCGCAGAAAUCCUCAGCAAGUGAGAGCGGCGUGACAAAGGAAUUCCUCAUCUUGAUUGUUUCUGACCAUUCCAAAGUGUCCCUGUGACAAAAUAUGUCAAAAUGUACUAUACGUAUACAGAGUGUCUAUUUUAUGGCUUUUGUCCAUCUUGUCAACAUUCUCCUUCUUGUGUUUUACUUGACUUGUGCAAUCAUGACUCACGCAUAUUAAAUUAUUAGAAAUAUCAAUAUAUAUAUAUUUUACAAUUUUGGCCGCACAUUCUGGUCUGGAAAAAUGAUGUUGUCCUGUUUCUUUGAGCUAUCACCUGUUCAUUUAACAAGCAGACUAUUUUUUUAGGGCUUGAACUGUCUUAGGUCAGUGAAUACGGUUAUUAAUGUACUUAAUGGAAUUUGAACUGUUCUAGGCAUACUCAUUUUGUGUCACAAUAUUUGAAAUGUGUUGUGCAUGCUUACAUUUCAGUGCAAAUUGCAGUCUCUCAUGGACUAUGCUGUAUGAUGAGUUGUAUAUGUUCCUUUAAAUAUAGAUCUAGUAAAAAUUAUUGCCAUAAAUCUCAAUGAAAGUUGAGGUAAAUUAUGUACUUUUUUGGAGGGCCACUUUAUUUAUUUAUUUAGUACAAUUUCAUUUUACAUAUAUUGUUUUACAGCUGACUUCUGUCUCAAACCAGCAUUUGGAUUGAACUUAACACUGAGUUUUACAUUUGUAACUGUAAAUAUGUUUCUGAGGUGUGACCUAGAAAUUUGUAGGUCUAUACAAGCUGUAGUAUAUACUUAUAAGUUGAAAAGUACAUGAAAAUUCCCAAUGUUAAUUGUUCAAGUUUGCCUAAGAUGUUUAUUACAUGAGUGGGUGUUUUUACAUCGUUAUGGUGCAUUAUUUUCAUCUUGUUGACUUUAAUACAG